AUGGUGCUGGCAUCCACGCAAGAGACUAUUGGAAUCAGACACCGUUACAUUCUGCCGCUAAGAAUGGACCAAAACGGAGAGAUGCCACUACAUUUUGCGGCAUCGUUUUAUACCAUUAUCGUUGACAGCAGGGGCUGGUUACCUUUGCACUUAGCAGCAAUACCACCACUAUUCGACGUCCGUGCUGCCGAGAUUUUGAUUGAAAAUGGGAGUGAUAUUACGGCACUUGACAACGAUGGAAGAAGUGUCCUUCAUCUGGUAUUGAAAAACAGAAGGAUACAGUUGGGUGAAUCUCUGAUUCAUCGAGGGUGCAACGUUAACGGAAGAGAUCCUGACGGAGAAACAAUGAUUGGAGAAUUGCGCAGAGCGCGUGGCUGUGCUUCUGGGAACAUUCUUCAGUUUUAUCUUGAUAAUGGAGGUGACAAGCACGCUGUCGAUGUACAUGGUAGCACCGUCCUUCAUUUUGCUGCAGCAAAUGGAUGUGAUCCAGCACUGCUGGGCUAUCGCUUAAAACAAGGAUUAGAGAUCGAGGCAGGAGACAAGAAUGGAGAAAUACCUCUGCACAGUGCAGCAGCAAAGGCAAAUUAG
Messenger RNA from Orbicella faveolata, 588 nucleotides. RefSeq names its product putative ankyrin repeat protein RF_0381. The record is from RefSeq and is a predicted model, not a curated record. NCBI's taxonomy places the organism in Eukaryota, Metazoa, Cnidaria, Anthozoa, Scleractinia, Merulinidae.